CAAUUAUUAGAUUCAUCACUCUGUUCUCUCUUCUAUUCACCCUUCGAACAUAAGUGGAAGAAGAAGAAGAAAAGUAAAAUUCAUAUCGAAGAGAACUUUCGUGUAAUUGAUGGAUCCUCGGUGACAAUUUCGGAGAACCCAGUUUUGGAUUUGAUUCCCAACUCUUGAUUCUUCAAUCCAGUGAAAUAUACUGGACUUGUAUGAACCAAAACCAAUCAAAAUCUAAUAUGAGCAUGAUGAUUACAAAAGAAAAGGUUGAGAAUCAAACUUGGAGAGACCUUCCCUUAGAGCUUCUCAUCUCUGUAAUGGCUUAUCUUGAAAUCAAAGACAACGUACGCGCUUCUGCUGUAUGCAAAUCGUGGCACGAAGCCGCAGUUUCGGUUAGAAUCAUAGACCAGCCUCCUUGGCUCAUGCACUUCUCUAAAUCAAAAAACUCUUAUGAGAUUUACAAUCCAUCGAACGGCAAGAAACAUACAAUGGAGCUGCCUAAAUCAUUAGCCGGCUCUAAAGUCCGUUACUCUAGAGAUGGAUGGCUUCUUAUGAGCAAAAACAUUUCAUCAGACUUCGUCUUGUUCAAUCCAUUCACUAUGGAUCUUGUGGUCUUGCCUUAUCUUGAGCUCUGGUAUGGUUACCAAUUAGUUGGAUUCUCUUGUGCUCCUACAUCAAGCGAUUGUGUGGUUUUCACAAUCAAAGAUUAUGAUCCGGGUCAUGUGACUAUCCGGACUUGGAGUCCGGGUCAAACAGUUUGGACUUCAAUGCAGGUCGAGUCUCAGUUUCUUGAUGUUAAACGUAACUAUGUUGUCUUCUUGAAUGGUGUGUUUUACUGUCUCAACAUAAGAAACUGCCUCGCGGUUUUUGAUCCAUCUUUACGCACAUGGAAUGUACUCGAUGUACUGCCACCUCGAUGCCCUGAUCACAUCGAUGAUGAGAGUUGGUAUGAGGGAAAGUUCAUGGUUGGUUAUGAAGGAGACAUAUUUGUCAUAUGUACAUUUGGAAACGCAGAGCCUUUGGUGUUUAAGCUCGAUCUUACACAAGGUGUUUGGGAGAAGAGGGAAAAUCUCGGUAGUUUAAGCAUCUUUGUGAGUAUUAAUUCAUGUGAAUCGAGAACUUAUGUCCACGAGGGGAUGCUAAGGAAUAGUAUCUACUUCGCUAAGUUAUGUGACAAUGAAACGCGUUGCGUGACAUAUUCGUUUGAUGAAAGGAGAUACCAUCCAAGUGAGCACAAUAUUAACUGGGGAAAGCAACGCUCUUCUGAGAACAUUUGGAUCGAGCCUCCCGAGAAUGCAUUGGAGAUAGCUUAAAAGAAAAUGGUAAUUGUUUGUAUGCAGUUCUCAAGAGUUUGGUCGGAGUUAAGAGGUUAGAUUAAACAUUAAAAGUUCGCUACAGUUUAUUGGACUAGAUUUGUGUUUCCUCAUGAGUGUGUUGUGUUUGUCUUAGUUGCGUCAUUGUGAUGCAUCCAUAUUCCAUAUCAUUUUAUAACCUUUUAUCUCUGAA
Eutrema salsugineum is the source of this 1494-nucleotide messenger RNA. Its product is annotated as F-box/kelch-repeat protein At1g57790. The record is from RefSeq and is a predicted model, not a curated record. The coding region runs from base 201 to 1301 and encodes 366 amino acids. Lineage: Eukaryota; Viridiplantae; Streptophyta; Magnoliopsida; Brassicales; Brassicaceae. The transcript has 3 exons. Gene Ontology annotation, molecular function: protein binding.